Gekko japonicus is the source of this 2147-nucleotide messenger RNA. RefSeq names its product gastrula zinc finger protein XlCGF57.1-like. The transcript has a single exon. The record is from RefSeq and is a predicted model, not a curated record. Lineage: Eukaryota; Metazoa; Chordata; Lepidosauria; Squamata; Gekkonidae. Gene Ontology annotation, molecular function: DNA-binding transcription factor activity; RNA polymerase II cis-regulatory region sequence-specific DNA binding. The coding region runs from base 213 to 1967 and encodes 584 amino acids. Gene Ontology annotation, biological process: regulation of transcription by RNA polymerase II.
GGAAUGAGGAGGAUGGCGAACUGCAUCUUGUAUUGCCAGAUGAAGUCAAGAAUGAAGACUUGAGCGGAAACUUCAGAAACCAAGCUGGACCUAAGAGGCAGGAAAGAAGCCACAUCAUCCAGAAGAGGGGUAAACCCAUUCCUUGCCAAGGGGGGGAUUUCCAAGAAGGAAUUCACACCGUGAAGGAAACAUACAAGUGCUUGGUGGAUGGAAUGAGCUUCUCAAAUCAAUCCCAGUAUAAUAUCCAUGUACAAAUGCACAGUGGAAAGAAGACCCAUCGAUGGCUGGAGUGUGGAAAGACCAUGAUUCGCAGAGCUGACCUCCUUAGACAUCAAAGAACACAUUUAGGAGAGAAACCUUAUUGCUGCUUAGACUGUGGCAAGAGAUUCUCAGAGAAAUCAGACUUUGUUCAACACCAAAUGAUUCAUACAGGAGGGAAGCUAUCUAUUUGCUCAGGGAGUGGAAUGAAGUUCUCUGUGGGAGGAAAAGGUAAUAUAUGUUUUCCAAAGGACAGUGUAAUGAAUGCAUGUAAAUGCUUUUGGUGUGGAAACUACUUCAAAUACAGAUCACAGCUCCUUGUGCACCAAAGAAUCCACAGAGGAGAGAAGCCUUUUAAAUGCUCAGAAUGUGAGAAGAGAUUCAGUCGAAGGGGUAGUCUACAUCAGCAUCAAAGAACCCACACAGGGGAGAAACCUUUUGAAUGCUCAGAGUGUGGGAAGAAAUUCAGGCAGAGUAGCACUCUUCAAACCCAUCUAAGAACCCACACAGGGGAGAAGCCUUUUGAAUGCUCAGAGUGUGGGAAGAGAUUCAGUCACAGUAGCUCUUUUCAAACUCAUCUAAGAACGCACACAGGGGAGAAGCCUUUUGAAUGCUCAGAGUGUGGGAAGAGAUUCAGUUACAGAACCUCUCUUCAAAGUCAUCUAAGAACCCACACAGGGGAGAAGCCUUUUGAAUGCUCAGAGUGUGGGAAGAGAUUCAGUCACAGUAGCUCUCUUCAAAUACAUCUAAGUACCCACACAGGGAAUAAGCCUUUUGAAUGCUUAGAGUGCGGGAAGAGAUUCAGUCAGAUUGGCACUCUUCAAUCCCACCUGAGAACCCACACAGGGGAGAAGCCUUUUGAAUGCUUAGAGUGCGGGAAGAGAUUCAGUCAGAUUGGCACUCUUCAAUCCCACCUGAGAACCCACACAGGGGAGAAGCCUUUUGAAUGCUUAGAGUGCGGGAAGAGAUUCAGUCAGAUUGGCACUCUUCAAUCCCACCUGAGAACCCACACAGGGGAGAAGCCUUUUGAAUGCUUAGAGUGCGGGAAGAGAUUCAGUCAGAUUGGCACUCUUCAAUCCCACCUGAGAACCCACACAGGGGAGAAGCCUUUUGAAUGCUUAGAGUGCGGGAAGAGAUUCAGUCAGAUUGGCACUCUUCAAUCCCACCUGAGAACCCACACAGGGGAGAAGCCUUUUGAAUGCUUAGAGUGCGGGAAGAGAUUCAGUCAGAUUGGCACUCUUCAAUCCCACCUGAGAACCCACACAGGGGAGAAGCCUUUUGAAUGCUUAGAGUGUGGGAAGAGAUUCAGUCGUAGAAACUUUCUUCAAACCCAUCUAAGAACCCACACAGGGGAGAAGCCUUUCGAAUGCUCAGAGUGUGGGAAGAGAUUCAGUCACAGUAGCUCUUUUCAAACUCAUCUAAGAACCCAUACAGGGGAGAAGCCUUUUGAAUGCUCAGAGUGUGGGAAGAGAUUCAGUACCAGUGGCCACCUUCAAACCCAUUUAAGAACCCACACAGGAGAGAAGCCUUUUGAAUGCUCAGAAUGUGGGAAGAGAUUCAGUCAAAGUAGCUCUCUUCAAAAACAUCUAAGAACCCACACAGGGGAGAAGCCUUUCGAAUGCUCAGAGUGUGGGAAGAAAUUCAGUCGCAAUGGCAACCUUCAAACCCAUCUAAGAACCCACACAGGGGAGAAGCCUUUUGAAUGUUGAGGAUGUGGGAAGAGAUUCAGUCGCAGUGGCACUCUUCAAAAUCGUCUAAGAACCUGUAGGGAGAUUUGAGGGGUCCAGGCCACUACCAAGGAUCCCCAGCCUUGUUAGGGUUCUUUCCCAUGGGUGGAUGGAGUCUGGCUAGGGAACUCAGGCAUCCAUAGGGAGGGAAAUACAGCGAGA